Rotaria sordida is the source of this 1539-nucleotide messenger RNA. Lineage: Eukaryota; Metazoa; Rotifera; Eurotatoria; Philodinida; Philodinidae. The record is from the annotation of a GenBank genome assembly.
AUGUCAUCACCAUUAAUCGAUACAUGUUCUGUAUCAUGUAUAGAUACAAAUUCUUUACUUUUAUCACAUGUUCGUACAAUAGUUAAAUUUUAUAUAUGGCCAUUACUUGUAGCAUUUGGUUUAACAGGUAAUUGUCUAUCAAUAAUUGUUUUAACUCGACGACGUCUUAUAAGAACAAGUACAAAUAAUUAUUUAACAAUUUUAGCUGGAUUUGAUUCAUGUUAUUUAAUUUUUACACUUUUACUUAAUUUUGGUUCACAUCCAAAAUUUUUUCAUUAUUCAUUUAUUCAAACAUUUUUAUAUAUUUUACGUCCAUUAGCAGAUUUUUCUUCUAAUACAGCUACAUGGUUAAUUGUUUGUUUUACACUUGAACGUACAUUAGCUGUAGUUAAACCAAUAUAUGCUAAACGUACAUGUUCAGUAAGACGUUCACGUCAUUUAAUAUGUACAUUAUUAAUAAUAUGUUUUUUAAUAACAUUACCAAGAUUUUUUGAAGAAAUUUUUCUACAUAAAAUUUAUAAUAAUCAAAUACAAACUAAUUUAACAGAAUUAAAUAAUUUAUCCAAACAAGAAAAUAUUUUUCUUAAUCUUCAUCGUUUAUAUUUAGUAUUUACAUGUAUUGUUAUUAUUUGGAUACCAUUACUUUUAGUUUGUAUAUGUAAUUCAAUUCUUAUAUGGUAUGUUCAUCGUUCACGUCAUUUUGGUAAUGGUCUUCAAGCAAAUAAUAUCUAUGAGUCUUAUCAUAAUUCUUCAUUAACAUCAUCAUCAUCAUCAUUAAAUGAUUCAAAUAUAUUUCAUUUACGUCGUCAUUGUCGUGAAAUAAUUCAAAAACGUCGAGUAACUAUUAUAUUAAUAUGUUGUUUAUUUGUUGCACUCUUAUUAUGGACACCACAAAGUUUAUCAUUAACAUAUGAAACAUUAAUUGAAAGUUAUUCAGAAAUGACACAUAAACAUCGUAUUAUUUUACUUAUAUUUAAUAAUUUUUCAAAUUUAUUUCUUUGUAUAAAUGCAUCAAUUGAUUUUAUAUUAUAUUGUUUUUUAUCUGAAAAAUUUGCUCGAACAUGUAAAGAAAUUAUUUGUCGUCUAUGUUCAAAUUAUAAUUUCCAUCGUAUACAACGAAUUCGUUUUUUAUCAUUGGAUCGUACAUCAAUUAUUUUAUCAAAUACAUCAAAGAAUUUGUAUCAACAACAAUUAACAACUAAUGCAACUAAUAAAUAUUAUCAACAAUUAUAUGAUAUUUGUCGGAAUUCAUCAAAUAUUAAAAAUAAUCAAAAUAAAAAAUCGAAAAAGAAAUUUGAUCAUCCAAUAGAUAUAAAUAUUAAAAGUGAUAAUUAUAUAUUUUAUCAAAAAGCUUUAUUAAAAACUAAUCAAAGACUAAAAUAUACUAAAUCAUGUAGAACACCAAUGAAUAAAAUAUCAAAUCCAGUCUUAGAUUAUACGAAUGAAAAUGAUGUGAAUAAUGAAACUAAUUAUUCAAUAAAUAGAUUGGUAAUGAAUUCAACUAAACCAUCUUAUUCAGAACUAGUAUCACCUGUGUAA